Dioscorea cayenensis subsp. rotundata (Guinea yam) is the source of this 766-nucleotide messenger RNA. RefSeq lists its product as uncharacterized. NCBI's taxonomy places the organism in Eukaryota, Viridiplantae, Streptophyta, Magnoliopsida, Dioscoreales, Dioscoreaceae. The record is from RefSeq and is a predicted model, not a curated record. The coding region runs from base 95 to 766 and encodes 223 amino acids. The transcript has 5 exons. Gene Ontology annotation, cellular component: membrane. Gene Ontology annotation, molecular function: glycosyltransferase activity.
CGUCACUUCAUCUCCUUCUCGCUCUCUCUCUUUCUCUCCCGCAGAAACCCCCACCGACCUCUCCAUUCGCUUCUUCUUCGCCCAAUCACUCACGAUGGAGAACUCGAACGAGCUCAGCACCGGAGAUAAGUCCGCCGAUCAGAACCCUAACCCCAACGCUGCUGUUGUCGCUGGCAAUGGCGAUGGGGAUCCUGCCCAAGCCGUAUCGCGGCCAACCAGCACGCCGUUCACCAACCUCAGCCAAGUGGAUGCCGAUCUUGCCCUUGCGCUCACUCUCCAAGAACAGCGAAGAAGAAGAGAGAAAUCGAGACGAAUUGAUACAAGGGAGGAAGGAAUUGAGCCAAGGAGAGGAUCAACAUCGAUAUCGGUUUCCAAGGAGGAGGAAUCUCAAGUCUUCUUCUCGCGGGGUUGGAGUUCAUGGUGUUGCUCUGGAUCUCGGUGCUUUGAUUUCUUCAAGCUUCGAUCAGAAUCCAGCCGGGCGUCGGCCGGCAGCGAUGGCUUUUGGUUCUGGGCGAGAAGGAGGGUAGGUUUUCAAUUUAUGUACAUUCGAGGCCUGGGUUUCUACUCAAUAAAGACACAACAAGGUCUGCUUACUUUUAUGGCCGUUAGGGUCAACAACGAUAUACAGGUGGACUGGGGUGAAUCAAGCAUGAUUGAAGCAAAGCGUAUUUUGCUUAGAAAUGCACUCAAGGAUCCAUUUAAUGUGAGAUUUGCUUUUGUAUCUGAUAGUUGCAUACCACUAUAUAAUUUUCAGUUAUAUAUAUGA